Messenger RNA from Periophthalmus magnuspinnatus, 2050 nucleotides. RefSeq names its product zinc finger protein 773-like. The record is from RefSeq and is a predicted model, not a curated record. Lineage: Eukaryota; Metazoa; Chordata; Actinopteri; Gobiiformes; Gobiidae. Gene Ontology annotation, molecular function: DNA-binding transcription factor activity, RNA polymerase II-specific; RNA polymerase II cis-regulatory region sequence-specific DNA binding. Gene Ontology annotation, biological process: regulation of transcription by RNA polymerase II. Gene Ontology annotation, cellular component: transcription regulator complex; PcG protein complex; nucleus. The transcript has 3 exons. The coding region runs from base 266 to 1300 and encodes 344 amino acids.
GUGGGGCUGUAGUGGAGCUCGUGUCCACGUGACUGUCCAGUGUUUUGAGGUUUGCUCUUUGCAGAUUUAGUGAAACGUGAGGAACAGCGGAAAAAAUACCGUGAAAAAUCCGCUGAGUCUGAGGCCGCGGCUUCGACAGAAAGAGCCCGGACUGAAGCGCGCUCAAGGCGGACUGUGUCUCCUGUGAGCCCCGGUUAGCCCCGGUUAGCCCCUGUUAGCUCCGGUUAGCUCCGUGCUAAAGCUAAAGCUAAGUGCCGUGUGUAAAAUGUGUGAAAAGAGGCGCAGACUGAGAGCGCAGGUGACAGAGCGGCUGACUGCGGCUGCGGACGAGAUCUGUGCGCUGUUUGAAAGAACAAUAGCGGAGUAUGAGGAGGAACUGAGCCGCUCCAAAGAGGAGAACCAGAGGAAACAGCGGCUCCUGGACUCGGCUCUCAGGCGACUCCAGGAGCAGGGAGGAGCAGAGCACUUCCUGUAUCACCACAUGAUGACAUCACAAGGUGGAACAGAGUGUUUUCAGUUUGAGAGAAGAGCUCAGCCUAAAUCUGCAGAGGAGAACGCUGAAGAAGAGGAGAACGUCCUGAGACUAAAGCAGGAAAACCUGGAACAUCGUCAGGAGCCAGAACCAGGAGUCCACUGGGAAACAGAACCAUUCCAAAGCUUCAAUGAAAACUUGGAUUAUGGAAAAACAGAAAUGAACUUUGAAACGCAGGGAUAUUUACACGAUAAACAAACUGAGCAGUCUAUGGACUCAGAGAACGAUCGAGGAGAAGAGGCUCCGGUCUGGGAACCUGAGACAGAGCAGUUUUACGAAGAGAAAGAAUCUUCCUGCGUGAACACGUUUCAAUCUUCAGAGGGAGCAAAACGCACGGGAGGUCGCACACAAAAGCAGUGCGCCGUGUGUGAGAAGGUUUUUGGGAAUUCGAAAGAUUUAAAGAGACAUAUGGUCGUCCACACUGGAGAGAAACCUUACAGCUGUUCAGUGUGUGGGAAAAAGUUCACUCGAAAAGGUUCCAUGCAGUACCACAUGGCAGUGCACACGGGCGACCGGCCGUUCAGGUGUCACGUCUGCAGCAAAACCUUCUCACAGAAGGGGAAUCUGCAGGCGCACUUGGCUCUGCACUCAGGGGAGAAACCUUUCAGCUGUUCAGACUGUGGGGCCAGGUUCUCCUCUCAGCCGCCGCUCAUCAGACACAGGAAAGUGCACACGGGAGACAGACCUUUCAGCUGUCCAUUCUGCAGCAAAGGAUUCACCCGGAACGAGCAUCUGCAGAGACACAUGCAAACUCACACCAGCUCAUAAGCAAACUCUUCAGUGACCAGUGUGACCGGUGCAGACUCACACAGCCUCUGAAAUGUGUUUGACCAUUAAAGACGUUAUAUACGACCACAGACUGUGUAAAGGACUGAGUGAGUGUGACAUCACCACAGCGUUGAGUCAAAUGAAGCUCGUCGAGGCUGGAGCAGGGACGAUCUGGGGCAGAGUUACAUAUUAGGAAAACUGACCACAAGUAUCAUAGCAACCAAAGAGCCAAUCCAGAGCCAGGCUGUUGAAGGUAACGCCCCUUUCCUCCCACAGCGCUGGUUUAGCAGGGAGCGGGUGCCUAGCAACGCUGUCAAUCAAACCUGUUGCUAACGCUAACAGGAGCGACCUCGGGGACAGAAGGACCUGAUUUGUCUGUUUUUAAUGUUCAGAUCUUGAUUUACAGACACAAUAGUUGUCGUCUGGAGCCUGGCGGCGGUGAGCGGGUGAGCUACACCCAGUUAUACGCACAGUCUCUGUUUGUGACCGUGAAGUUUGACCGGAGCAAACUCACUUAAGGGAAAACUGUUACAAAAAACAACCACCAAAGAACUCCAGGACACAACCACAAACCUAAUGGUUAGUGGGACCCAGAGGUUUCAGACACGAUAUGAAUAAAGAACAUUUAUUAGUUCAAAUGAAGUGUACUUCAAACUCAGGCGUCUGUGACACUGUCAGGGAGGGCAUCCGGUGUAAUCUCACAUGUUUAUUAUUUGUAAUGUUGAUCUGUGCAGUAAAGUCUUGUUCUGG